GCUUCAUCGUUUUCCAAAACUUUUAACUCGCAACAACAAAAGAAAGAAAGGCAAAACUCGUAACUUCUCCUCUGUUAAAACCUAAAACUUUUCUUUGGCCAGAGCAAAAAAAAAAGAAAGAAGAAGCACAUCAUGGAUUCUCAGGACCACAUCAACACCCCACACUCUCCAGGAGGUAAGAGCCAUGUCUGCACUAAAUGUGGUUGGAGUUAUCCAAAUCCACACCCUAGUGCUAAAAACCGGCGUUCACACAAGAAAAUUUGUGGAACCAUCAAGGGAUUUGAGAUCCUUGAUUCCGAAAUGCCCAACCAGAAUCUUGAUUUGCAGGAAGAUCCUAGCUUGGAUGAUGAGCAAAAACUCCCAAGUCCAAGGGUUGUGGAGAAAGCUGAUGAGAGGAUUGGGGAAGAGGAUGUUUUUGCAGAUGCUGUUUCUGAAUUUUCAAGAUCUGACUCUUUCAAGGAAAAGGAAGAGACAGCAACAAAUUGUAUCGCUAAGAAUCCUGGUGAAACUCAGCCGGGCAACAAAAGCCCUGAAGUGGUUCAAGAGAGUUGUGAAGUUCCACCUGUGGAGAUCCUUGACAACUUCCCAAAAACUGUUGAAGCAGCUUCAGGGAAUGCACAAGGUGGAGAACCUUCUAUUGAAGGACAUUCCAUGGGAUUUGUAACUCUGAAUGAUUCAUCACAGGUCGUUGAAGGUGGUGGUGAUACCAUAUCAGAUGUUGGGUUAGAGACAGAUUGCAAAGAAGAUUUACCUGGUGAAUCUGAAUCUAAGUUGGCAUCUGCAUUAGGAAAGAGAAAAGAUACUUUUGAUUCAUCAUGGAACGAUGAAGUGAUUUACUCGGACGUGGAGGGUCCGCAUGGAUUUGCUUUUGAAGAAAUGAGUAUGAUGCAUCCUGGUGAAGCUGAGUAUACAGUUAGUGAUGAUAAUGUUCCGGUCAAUACAGACCAAGUUAUCAGCACCAAAGAAUAUGCUUGUGAUGAUGUAACUUUUACAGAAAAUGCUGACGUCUCUCUGGAUGGAACCAAACAUGAAGAUGUUGAAUCGAAUCUUCCUGAGACACCUAAGGGAGAAGAAUGUGAAACCGGUACUCGUAGUAAGGCAGAGAACUUAAGCAUUCAGCCUGAAGGCAUAAGUAUUGGCACUGAAGUUUCUUCAUCAGACAAGCUUCUUUUGGAAAACAAAGCUGAACCUCAAGGCCAAACAGCUGUGGUAAUAUCUAAGGUUGGCCCUGAAGAUAUCAAAAUGAAAGCCGAAGAGGGUGAAUCAUCUUUUGGUGUUUCCCAAGACACUGUUGAAUCAGAAAUAUUGGAAGCCUCUCUACCUGAAGUAGUUCCUAUAGUUGCUGACUCGAAUGCUGAUCUGAGCCGUUCAAAUCUCACUGAACAUGAGAAUGAACUUAUUCAAGCAAAUGUUGUAGCUGAGGAGAACAGCCCAAACAGCAAGCUGAUCUCUGAAUCCGCUUUUGCUGUUCAACAUUAUGUUUCUGAUGCAAACGAUCAGAAGAACAGUUCACCAGGAACAUGUAUAGACUACAUUCCCGAAAUUAGUGCUGAAACCUGUGAAAGUAAUGAUGAAGCUCGCAGAAAAGAGUUAGUGGAGGAAAGCAGUUUCAUAAAAGUAGCAGAUCCUUUAAGCAAUUUUGCAACUGAUGAAUCUGCUCAAACAGCUAAUAAUCAGAAGUUAGUGGAAAGCGGAAGGACAGAGUUCAAUAGAGUAGUUGGUGGGUUGGGGGUUAUUCAAGCAAAUGAGAUUGACAGUGAUGUACUUAAAGCGCACAACUUGUAUGCUGAGGUCCCUGUGACUAUUGAGUCAAAUGACCUUCGAGAUUUUGGGAGACUGCAGAAUCUUUCAGAAGCACACGUUAGAUCUCUGGUUUCAAGUCCGCUUGUCACUAGAAACAAUACUACUUCCAAUGCGUUUGCGUCUACUUCAGGACUUAGUGAAAACGGAUCACAGUCAUCAUCACUUGCUGUUGCUCUGUCGGAAAACCAAGAGAUCACUAUGGAGAAGACAGCAAAGGAGCAGCACGUCCCUCUGAAGAACCUUCUGAGUGAAGCAAGGUCACCAAGGCUAGCAGCAGCGGAGGCAAAGAAGGAUAACAUACCGAGAGUGAGUUCGAUAUUAUUGGACCAAGAGACAUCCCCUGAAGAGGGAGGCCGCUGGCCAGAGAGAAGAGAAGUGAGGGAGGAGUGGAAGUCGCCAGCAAAGUAUCCAGUGGAGUUGAAGAGAGAGGAGAGGAAAGUGAAAGGAAGACCCUUUUGGGUCCCAUUUGUUUGCUGUUCCUCUGUUAAGUAGUAGAAGGCUCUAUCUGUUGUGUUACUCUUUAAGUAGAAGACUUUGACUUUUAUAAAGAAGGCUACAAGUUUGGUUACUGUAGGAGCUUUUGUUA
Messenger RNA from Brassica napus (rape), 2389 nucleotides. RefSeq lists its product as uncharacterized. The transcript is spliced from 5 exons. Lineage: Eukaryota; Viridiplantae; Streptophyta; Magnoliopsida; Brassicales; Brassicaceae. Bases 133 to 2295 code for a protein of 720 amino acids. The record is from RefSeq and is a predicted model, not a curated record.